GGAGCUGCGCACGAUUUUUUCCGGGGGCGCUCGAAUUUUUAUGACUACGUAUUCUCUAUAGCGAAUACGUUGGUUUGACAGCGUAGUAGUAGCCACGGGACCGCUGGGCGACGCAGAAUGCUUGCUGGCUGAUUGGGGAGGCUUAAAGAGACAACAGCAAGAAGGGAAAGAGAAGGAGAUGAAAUCAAGAAAAUAUCUAUAAAAUCCGGAAAAAUGGGAAUUCACACCGCGUAAAAUCGCACCUCGCCAGAAAUCCACUAAAAGGUACUUUGGCUGUAGUAGCUACCCACCAUCGGAGAUCUUCGCUGUGCAUCCCACCGUGAGUGUGAAAACCCCAGGAAUGCCUGCUGCACCACCACAGCCUGGCCAGGGGGAGGCGCUGCGAGGCGCAGGCGGGAGCUGGCCGUCGGGGCUGCGGCUGCACUAACCGGGAUCGCUCGCAUGCGCACACGCACGCGUGCCGGCGUUUCCACAGUGUGUGCGCUCGCUCACGCUUUCUCCAGGAGGGGGCGAUCAUGUUGCUCUGACGUCGGCGGAGGAGAAACCCCGGAGAACAGAAGAAGCCAACAGCCGCGGAGAAGGACCGGAGCGAGGACUGGUUUCAUUCCGGAACGCUUUUCGUCACCUCCAUCUGGGUACAGUUGCUGCAAGCUCUCCGUUUACUUUUUCUAAAAAGCCUUUUGGAUUGCAGGUCGGGCGUAUACGCGCGCACUAAGCCGGAUCCCUUCCUCUUUGCCGUGCGGUGCUCCUUCCCUCCCUCCCGCCCGCCCGCCUCCCUCGGUAGUUGUUUCUGUGUUUUGCAUGGCAGCGGAGUAACCGUGGAGAAGCCGGGGUAUCACAAGCUUAUGGAUUUUGAUAAGAGAGGAGGGAAGGGGGAGGCAGAGGAAGGGAAGAGGAUGUCCAAGGCCGCCGGGAGCAGGACUGCGCACGGGGGCCGGAGCGCGGGCACCAACUCCGGCGUGCUCAUGGUCGGCCCCAACUUCCGCGUCGGGAAGAAGAUCGGCUGCGGGAACUUCGGGGAGCUGCGGCUGGGGAAGAACCUGUACACCAACGAGUACGUGGCCAUCAAACUGGAGCCGAUAAAGUCCCGGGCGCCCCAGCUGCACUUGGAAUACCGAUUUUACAAACAGCUGGGAAAUUCAGAGGGAAUUCCUCAGGUGUACUACUUCGGACCAUGCGGGAAAUACAACGCCAUGGUCCUGGAGCUUCUGGGGCCCAGCCUGGAGGACCUGUUCGACCUCUGCGACCGCACCUUCUCCCUCAAGACUGUCCUCAUGAUAGCCAUACAGCUGAUAACGCGGAUGGAGUACGUGCACACCAAAAGCUUGAUAUACAGGGACGUCAAGCCGGAGAACUUCCUGGUGGGGCGGCCGGGCAGCAAGAGGCAGCACACGAUCCACAUCAUCGACUUCGGGCUGGCCAAAGAGUACAUCGACCCUGAGACCAAAAAACACAUCCCUUACCGGGAGCACAAGAGCCUGACUGGCACGGCGCGGUACAUGAGCAUCAACACGCACCUGGGGAAAGAGCAAAGCAGAAGGGAUGACCUGGAAGCUUUAGGUCACAUGUUCAUGUACUUCCUGCGAGGGAGUCUGCCCUGGCAGGGCUUGAAGGCGGACACGCUGAAGGAGCGCUACCAGAAAAUCGGGGACACCAAGCGGGCGACGCCCAUCGAAGUGCUGUGCGAGAGCUUCCCAGAGGAGAUGGCCACGUACCUGCGCUACGUGCGGCGGCUCGACUUCUUCGAGAAGCCCGACUACGACUACCUGAGGAAGCUCUUCACCGACCUCUUCGACCGCAACGGCUACGUCUUCGACUACGAGUACGACUGGGUCGGCAAGCCGCUCCCCACUCCGAUUGGCCCCAUCCCCAGUGACACGCCCGUGCAGCCCAGCAGCAGAGACAAAGCACACCAGCAGACCAAAAACCAGCUGCACACAGUGUGUCCCCUAACUCUGAACCGGCACCUCGCGUGUAAAGACUGGAAGUCGCCCGAGCCCAAAGGAGGCGAGUCCCAACCCAACCCAGUGACCAAUAGGGAGCUCCAGGGGUCGCAUCUCACAGCUGAUAGGCUGGGGGGCUCUGUCCAGAUUAUGAACUCCACGAACGGAGAGCUGAACACUGACGACCCAACCGCAGGACACUCCAACGCACCAAUCACUGCACCGGCCGAGGUGGAGGUGGCGGAUGAUACCAAUUGCUGCUGUUUCUUCAAGAAGAGAAAGAGGAAAGCGCUGCAGCGGCACAAGUGAAACGGGGGGAGAGACGCGAAAGAACGUUCUGGUCACUGGCUAAUUUUAAACGGAAGCUGAAACGCGAAAAAAAACGCCCGCCCCUCGGUCUUACGUCAGCGCGCCACUUCUCCUGGGCGCGUGGAGGAACGCUUUUAACUCGCCAACGGGGUGGAACGUACGGCGGACCGGCGCGGUUCCUUUUCUACAAAAAAAAAAAAAAACUGUACGCGAGCGUACGCAGGGAUAACGUAAAAUAAAUAAAUAAAUAAAUGGUGACCGUGACAGCGAUGCACAAAAUGUGUGAUGUGACUAAAAAAAAAAAAAAAAAGAAAGAAAAGAAAAAAGACUUUCGAACAGUUGUAUCCUAGACUCCACGCAGAACAUUAUCUGUACAACAAGCCUUCGCUGAGGGGAGGAAAUUACAGCAGCCGGUCGAGAGAAAGACGAGCCUUCCCAUGCUGAGGAUCCUAUUUGCAGAAGCUAGGUAAAAAUCGAGAAGGACACAUACUGAUGAUGCCCCUUGAAACACUGGGUGGAACAGGAAAGAUUUCACCUCUUCAGCAGAAUUUGAAGAUUUUUAUGUAAAUCCUUUUUUUUUUGUCAUUUAAAUCGGAAGUGGUUUCCAUGGUCCCCUCACCCAGAAUUGAAAACGAAACUGUUUACUUUCACGUUGUAGUGUUCCGGAAUUCUAUUUUUUUCAUUUCUUUUUUUGUUUUAUCUCAGUUCCUUUUUUUCUGUUAAUGUGGACUUUGUAGCACAGUCACUGGCCCUCAGGUACUGUGGAAGAUGGAGAAACUGAUAUUAAGCUCUCUUCUUUAAAUUGCACUUUUGGGGAAAAACAGUAUGGAAUUCUGGGCUUGAAAAUAACAAGAAAAUAAAAAAAAUAAAGACUGACCUAGGAAGACUGCUGUACAAGGCUGAUAUUUGUACAAGUGCUGAAAUGUUGUCCAUUUAAAUUAGUGUUUGUUUUAGUUCUUACAUCGGAAUCAUUUACCAGGAGUUUUGUGCCUUUCCAAGUAAAAUGUUUAAAGCUAAA
Messenger RNA from Anguilla rostrata (American eel), 3270 nucleotides. Its product is annotated as casein kinase I. The transcript is spliced from 13 exons. Gene Ontology annotation, biological process: peptidyl-serine phosphorylation; endocytosis; signal transduction. NCBI's taxonomy places the organism in Eukaryota, Metazoa, Chordata, Actinopteri, Anguilliformes, Anguillidae. Gene Ontology annotation, cellular component: nucleus; cytoplasm; plasma membrane. The record is from RefSeq and is a predicted model, not a curated record. Bases 846 to 2252 code for a protein of 468 amino acids. Gene Ontology annotation, molecular function: ATP binding; protein serine/threonine kinase activity.